AUGGUGAAGAUAAUUUGCGCUGGGUUUCAAAAGACCGGAACAAAGUCGCUGAGCAGAGCGCUAGAAAUUCUUGGAUAUAAAGUUUACGAUGCUGGAGAAGUUUACAUGUACAUGAGAAACACUUGGAUGGACUUUUUCAAGGGCAAAAUAACUAUCGAAGAUGUCUGCAGAGAAUAUGAUCGACAAAAAGUCGAUGUCGUUGUUGAUGGCCCUGCAAACUACUUUUGGGAAGAAAUGAGCAAGUAUUGGCCGGACGCGAAAGUCAUUUUGACGAUGAGAGACAAUGAGGAUAAGUGGUACGAAAGCAUCGUCAAGUUCUACAAAGGCAUCGUUCGGUGGGUUGGCAAACUCGCUUACCUGGGUUAUUUAACACCUUAUGGCUAUCUUACCGAAAAACACCUCACACUUCCAUACCACAUGCUCGUAUUUGGCAACUGCAACUUCCACCCGCUCGUGCAAGACUUCGACAAUGUCAACAACGAAAGCAUUUACAAGCGCAAAUAUCGAGAACAUAAUGCGUACGUCAAUCGAUACUGCCCGAAAGAGAGGCUGCUCGUUAUGAAUGUCAAGGAUGGAUGGGCGCCUCUCAUCAAAUUUUUGGAAUUGAAACAGCCGGAUGCGGAAUUUCCGUUCAGAAAUAAGGGUGGCCAGGUCAACGAACUCAUGGAAGACAUGAUGCCUGCCCACACAAAUCGUUGCAAACUUGAGGUCGGCCUAGUCCUCGUCUUGAUCUUUCUUUUGCCAUUUGCAGUGUCGUACUACCUCAACUUCAUUGUGCAAUCCUACAAACUUCAAUGA
Oikopleura dioica is the source of this 798-nucleotide messenger RNA. The record is from the annotation of a GenBank genome assembly. Lineage: Eukaryota; Metazoa; Chordata; Appendicularia; Copelata; Oikopleuridae.